AUGUCAACGACGGAGUCCGCUACCUCUCAAAUACCCAGCCAGACGCAUCCAGCCCAAUCUGCCUCGAAUGAUGCCUCCCAAAAGCCACCUCCAGCAACCUUCGCGCUGGAACCUCACAGCGUCCUUCUCUUCCUUGUUGGACUACGGCUGCUCAACGCUCUGACUGAUCGGACAUUCUUCCAACCAGAUGAGUACUUUCAAGCGUUGGAGCCGGCCUGGCAAUGGGCUUUUGGAGAACGAUCUGGGGCAUGGAUUACAUGGGAGUGGAAGAGUUACCUUCGAUCUGCUAUACACCCCAUGAUAUUUGGCCUCUGUUACCGCACAGCAAGCGCCAUUGCUCAGACUCUAAACCUGAGUACAUAUUCGCGAUCAGAACUCCUUCUGGCCGCACCCCCAACAUUGCAAGCAGUCUUUGCAGCCAUUGACGACUACUAUACUUGGAGAUUGGCAUCAAGCGUGUAUGGUGCAAAUACUGUGGCUUCUCUCAUGGUGCUGGGCUUGACAAUCGUCAGUCCAUGGCAAUGGUUCUGUUCUACCAGGACCUUUUCCAAUUCCCUCGAAACCACUCUGACCGUCGUUGCGCUUCACAAUUGGCCGUGGCACUGGACACUUACAGUGGGCGGCGAGGGGCAGUCCAGUUCCAGGGUGUCUCUUCGUGUCCGUGAUGGUGGUGACCAAGGACGAAAGACCACUGACGACCUUACAAGGCUAAGAAGAGCCUUGCUUUGCGCAGCAGUUGCAACGGUCUUACGCCCUACAAACGUCCUGAUUUGGGCGAGCCUAACCUUCAUGACAUUUAUUGGGGGUCUGAGGAAGAUCGGUGCAAGCCAAGUGGAAGCUGUGACAUUUGCGCGGGAGACAGCCCUCUGCGGUGGCAUCGUGCUUCUUCUAUCCACAAUACUUGAUCGGAUCUUCUACGGCGCAUGGGUCUUCCCGCCUCUCAACUUCCUGCAUGUCAACGUGGUGCAGUCCCUAGCUACUUUCUACGGGAGCAAUGACUGGCAUUACUACCUCUCGCAAGGAUAUCCGCUGCUCCUUACGACCGCGUUACCUUUUUCGAUUGUCAGCAUGUUUCGCAUCCUGAGCUCGCAGACUUCACCAACAGAUGCAACCCCGGUCGGCCGAAGCGCAUUACGGCUUCUUUGUAUCACCUGCUUGCUUGUACCGGCGGCCUUUUCCAACAUUGCCCACAAAGAGGUCCGCUUCAUCUCCCCUUUGCUCCCGGCUCUUCAUGUCAUUACUGGUCUUCCCCUCGCCUCAUUCUUCGGAUCGCUCGUGACUCGAAGAGCACCAUCUUCGUUCUUUAAAAAAAUCCUACUUCUCCUUCUGCUCGCUGCAAAUGCUUCGAUAGCAUACUACACCACGCAAGUCCAUAAUUCCGGCAUUAUCAAUCUCACACACUACCUCCGUCACGAAUUCGAAGAUGCAUACAGGACUUCAUCACCACCAUCAAACAUGACCGUCGGCAUGUUCAUGCCAUGCCACUCCACACCUUGGCGCUCGCAUUUUCAAUAUCCGCCGUCAUCAGAACAGCCAGGUAUAAGAGCCUGGGCACUGACCUGUGAACCGCCACUUGACAUGAACGCCACUGAAAAUGCCACAUACAUGGACGAAGCGGACCAAUUCUAUGCGGACCCCUCGCUAUGGCUGAAAAAGCACAUGUCGCGCCAGCCUCCGCAACGCAAAGACGGGACACAAGCAACAGGGUUGUCCUCGGGCGUAUUCGCGCCGGAUAGCCGCUCCCAACGCGCGCUCAUCGGGGAUAUUGACACCGGGCGCGAUGAAGCAUACUGGACCACUGGCCACGGCCGUCAUCCCUGGCCUGAUUAUCUUGCCUUUUUCGCCCAGCUGGAACCUACGCUGCAAGUCUCGCUCCGUGGGACCGGUUAUGUCGAGUGUAAGCGCUUGUUCAACAGUCACUGGCAUGACGACUCGCGCAGGACCGGUGAUGUGAUCGUGUGGUGUCUGGACGCAAGCCGGAGUGAGUCCAACGUCGCCGGAUCUGAGAACAACGUCGUGCUGCAGCAAAUCGAGGAGGCGGUGCAUGAUCCAAAUGCAGCUGGGCGGCAGGAAAUACUGGGCGUGAAGGAGAGUAGAGCGACUUCGAGCAGGAAGGUCCCUGUCACAAGAGUGGUUGAAAGGCCAUUCUGGAAGAUCAGAGAUUCAGAGGAGGAGGAAUAA
This is a messenger RNA of Exophiala viscosa, 2181 nucleotides long. Its product is annotated as phosphatidylinositol glycan, class B. NCBI's taxonomy places the organism in Eukaryota, Fungi, Ascomycota, Eurotiomycetes, Chaetothyriales, Herpotrichiellaceae. Gene Ontology annotation, molecular function: alpha-1,2-mannosyltransferase activity. Gene Ontology annotation, biological process: GPI anchor biosynthetic process. The record is from RefSeq and is a predicted model, not a curated record. Bases 1 to 2181 code for a protein of 726 amino acids. Gene Ontology annotation, cellular component: endoplasmic reticulum membrane. The transcript has 2 exons.